Molecule: messenger RNA, 2251 nt
Organism: Grus americana (Whooping crane)
Lineage: Eukaryota; Metazoa; Chordata; Aves; Gruiformes; Gruidae
Gene: ARHGAP8
Product: Rho GTPase activating protein 8
Exons: 13
Coding region: 499-1773 (424 amino acids)
Biological process (GO): small GTPase-mediated signal transduction; negative regulation of endocytic recycling
Cellular component (GO): cytoplasm
Molecular function (GO): GTPase activator activity
Source: RefSeq, a predicted model, not a curated record
CGACACCCGGCGGCAUUUGCUCUAAGAGCUGCCUUCCCCCUGCCCGGUUCACCUGUGUGAGACGAGGGCGGCGGGGCGGCCCGAGUCCCCAGCGCACCGCACCGCCAGCCCGGGGCCGACGACAAGAGCCCCGCUUCGUCUGCCCCGCGGAGCCCUUUCCGCCCCUCACGCCGCUUCCGUUUCUAACAGGGGGGUACCGACCCGCCCCAGGCCUGAGGCGAGGUCGGCGAACAGCCCCCCUCCGCGUUCCACUGCCUCCCAGGGGCCGGAGGCGCCCGCCGUGCCCCGGCCAGCAGCCUGCCCCCUCCGCCGGCUGGCCGCCCGUAGGGGAGGCCGGCCCCGGGGCGGUGCUGCCCUGGCCCGCCCGCCUCGUCUCGGCCGGGAGAAGCACCUGUGGUGCCUGCGAGCCCGCGCCGCCACCAGGGUUGACCCAAGGACCAUUUCAUCCUGCAAGAAUCAGUUAGCAAGAUCUGCAUAGACUUGUUCCUAAAGGGAAACAUGUCUGAGAUUGACUAUGAGAAGUUAGCUGAAAUAGAACUGCAGAAAGACGAAGCGGAAGAUACACAAUCAGAACAGGAAGAAACAUAUAUGUCUCCACCACUUGAGGAUCCUGAGUUAAAUAUCAAUCACCCUUACUAUGAUGUUGCGAGACAUGGCAUCAUCCAGUUAGCAGGUGAUGACAAUUCUGGAAGGAAAGUGAUUACCUUCAGUUGCUGCCGUAUGCCCCCCUCCCAUCAGCUCAAUCACACCAGAUUGCUGGAGUACUUAAAGUAUACGCUGGACCAGUAUGUAGAGAACGAUUACACAGUUGUCUACUUUCACUAUGGCCUGAAGAGUCUGAAUAAACCAUCUCUGAAAUGGUUACAAACAGCCUACAAAGAAUUUGACAGGAAGUAUAAGAAAAACCUUAAAGCACUCUAUGUUGUACAUCCAACCAACUUCAUAAAAAUUCUGUGGAAUAUCUUUAAGCCUCUUAUAAGUCAUAAGUUUGGGAAAAAGAUCACCUACUUGAACUAUUUAAGUGACCUGAGAGAGCAUCUCAAAUAUGACCAGCUAAAUAUCCCUCAAGAAGUCAUCCGACAUGAUGAAAAUCUUCGGGGGAAACAGAAGGGAAAACUGCCACCUGUGGUUAAAGUUCCUCCACCACGACCACCUCUGCCUACCCAGCAAUUUGGAGUCAGCCUGCAAUAUAUCAAGGACAAAAAUAAAGGCGAACUAAUCCCCCCAGUAAUGAAGGAAACUGUAUCCUACCUAAAAAGAAAAGGACUACAAGUAGAAGGCCUCUUUAGAAGGUCAGCCAGCAUCCAGACUAUCAAAGAUGUUCAGAAACUCUACAAUCAGGGCAAGUCUGUGAAUUUCGAUGAUUAUCAUGAUAUCCAUAUUCCUGCUGUUAUCCUAAAGACUUUCCUUAGGGAACUCCCUCAGCCAUUACUAACGUUUGAGUGUUAUGAUCAUAUCCUCGGAAUCACCAGUGUGGAGAGCAGUUUACGAGUGACCAGAUGUAAGCAAAUCAUUCAAGGACUUCCUGAACAGAAUUAUGUUGUUCUGAAAUAUCUGAUAUGCUUUCUCCAUAUGGUUUCACAGGAGAGCAUAUAUAACAGAAUGACAGCAUCCAGCCUGGCCUGUGUCUUUGGUUUGAAUUUGAUCUGGCCAUCGAAAGGAACAGCCUCCCUGAGUGCUCUGGUACCUCUGAAUCUCUUCACUGAACUACUGAUAGAUUUCUACACGAAUAUAUUCAACUCCCGAACAGUGCCUGGUGAGGUCUUACCUUAGUGCUCCCAGACAGUAAAAUGGAGUAUGGCUGCGGGAGGGAAAGGUCUCUGUGCCUCGACUGGUGGGAGCUUUAUAUUCAGGGCUCUCUCCUGUGCAGAAAACUUUCGAUACAGAGAUAAGUUUCUAUAGAUUUCCAAGUACCAAAGAUGUUGGGAGAAGCACGCUGCCCCAUAUAUUCUCAUCACAUGGGGGAGAAUGUGUACAUGAACAUUCAAAGACCAACAGGUCAAAGUGAAUCCCCUUAUUAACUUGAGCAGCUGACAAAAACUAGUAUGUUAACAAAAAUCAUGACACUACUUGCCAGUCUGUCAUUUCUUUGGGGAUCUGGAGACCUUACUAUGUGGCAUUAUUUUCUGCAUGGGCAGAGCUAAGUUCUGGACCACUCCUGAAUGUACAUUCUUUAUUUUUUUUUUAUUUGAAUACAAGUUUGUUAGAAAUUUCCCUAUUAAGUUAAUAAAAAUGGAAUCAAUUUUUAAGA